UAAAAAUGGCCGCAGAGGCUUCCGGGCCCCUCGGAAGCAGAGUGCGCGUUUUCAUAAGCUUGGCCAGGUACGACAGGAAAAAGCGUAGAGUUCGUGAGCAUUGACUGGCUGAGGCAAGAAGCGUUCUGGACGCUGACUGGUUCCGUCGUUCGCGGGAAGGAGUUUGUGGCACCAGCGGGAAGUGGAUUUAACACUGCGGCCGCAGCAGGGUUCUGAGGAGUUAGACGAACUCACCAGACAGGCGUCUUCUGGACAUCUUUCCUGAGGGAGUCGGGACCAAGAUGUGGUUUAGUGGAUCUGAAAGCUACAGCAGCUCCUCCUUUGGCGGAGCGGGCAGCUACACGCAGUCGCCCGGGGGCUUUGGAUCGCCGACACCUUCGCAGGUUGAAAAGAAAUCAAGGGUCCGAGCCCAGCACAUUGUACCCUGUACCAUAUCUCAGCUGCUUUCUGCCACUCUGGUUGAUGAAAUGUUCAAAAUUGGGAAUGUUGAGAUUUCACAGGUCACUAUUGUGGGUAUAAUCAGACAUGCAGAAAAGGCCCCAACCAACAUUGUGUACAAAAUAGAUGACAUGACAGCUGCACCCAUGGAUGUUCGCCAGUGGGUUGACACAGAUGUAAGCAGUUAUUUUUGA
Messenger RNA from Leptonychotes weddellii (Weddell seal), 632 nucleotides. Lineage: Eukaryota; Metazoa; Chordata; Mammalia; Carnivora; Phocidae. The record is from RefSeq and is a predicted model, not a curated record.